CUGAACUGAGACAUACAGUAGCUGAGACAGUCAAAGGAUGCAAAAGGGAAAAAAAAGGAAAGGCAGGCAGACACAUACCCACAUCAAGACCACAGAACCGAAUGGAUGACCUACAAGGGAGAUGUGAACUGGUACACGGCUUGAUGACAGGCUUGAAGAUGAACUCCUCGGGGGUAACGGGGCUGAUUCGACGGUCUCUGGAGGCUAAAGAAUUUGCAUAUUGUCCCUACAGCAUGUUCAGAGUAGGGGCUGCAGUUCUGACCCAUGACGGCAAAGUGUUCACAGGCUGCAAUGUUGAAAAUGCCUGCUAUAGCCUGGGCAUCUGCGCAGAGAGGACUGCCAUUUCGAAGGCCGUAUCAGAAGGAUACAAAGAUUUCAAAGCCAUCGCAAUAGCCAGUGAUUUGUGUGAACAGUUCAUCUCCCCCUGUGGAGCGUGUAGGCAGUUCAUGAGGGAAUUUGGCGGCAGCUGGGUGGCGUACUUGUCCAAACCGGACGGUACGUACGUGGAGAUGACGGUCGAAGAACUUCUGCCUGUGUCUUUCGGACCGGACGAUCUGACGAGGAAGAAGGUGCACGCUAUUCCAAAUGAGUGUUAGGAUCGUCUUUCUUUAAGCCUCGGUGGAAAAAAGAUUCUUCUGUUAUUCAACACUUUCCAAGGAUUAGGAGAAAAGUAAAACAUGCAAAAUUAAAACACUUCUGGUGCAUCUGGUGGUUGAUCAUGAAAAAAAAGGGUUUAUUAUUUUGGUGCUUACUUGUAAUAUGAUCUUGUGACUGUAAUAUAAUCUUAAGUCAUGUAAUACGACCGUGUUUUAAAAGUUGUAAAUAUAAUCGUGUGUAAAACGUACAUAGAACGUAUUUAAGAUACAUGCUGUAUAAGUGCGUGUUAAAUAAAGUCGAGACGAUCCGAUA
Molecule: messenger RNA, 909 nt
Organism: Tachysurus fulvidraco (yellow catfish)
Lineage: Eukaryota; Metazoa; Chordata; Actinopteri; Siluriformes; Bagridae
Gene: cdab
Product: cytidine deaminase b
Exons: 4
Coding region: 102-596 (164 amino acids)
Cellular component (GO): cytosol
Molecular function (GO): zinc ion binding; cytidine deaminase activity
Source: RefSeq, a predicted model, not a curated record